AUGAACCCAAUAUAUAAGCAGCCAAAUUGUGGAUUCCAUAUCAUUUGUGAGGGUUCACUCAUAGAAACAGCAAUGGCCAAGUUCGCAGUUAUUCUCGCCGCUUUGGUAGCUGCAGCUCAUAGCUCAGCUGUGCCCGUCGUUAAAGUAGACGAAGACUCUUCAAGCUUUUCCUACGACGUGGCCGAUCCCAUCUCAGGUGACUAUAAGAGCCAAGUGGAGUCUCGCGUCGGCGGAGUUGUCAGAGGACAGUACUCCCUGGUCGACCCCGACGGCACCCAGCGCAUUGUUGACUAUACUGCAGAUGAUGUGAACGGAUUCAACGCUGUAGUUCGCAAGGAACCUUUAGCUUUAUCUACUAAAACUGUGGUUGCCUCUACUCCCACUGUGGUUACCGCGUCACCCUCACUGGUUGAGGCCACUCCGUCUGUGGUUGCUGCGCGUAACUUUAUCCUUCCCAAUGUCUAUAGUGCCUCAUCUCCAUUUUUAGCAAAAACAUACGCGGUGCCAUCAGUGUACUCUGUGUCACCCUCUGUAUACUCUUCUGGAGCAUACGCCCAUUCCUUCGCUUCACCAGUCUACUCAACAUACGGAUAUCCUGGGAUUUCCUACAACUAUGUU
Molecule: messenger RNA, 618 nt
Organism: Brenthis ino (lesser marbled fritillary)
Lineage: Eukaryota; Metazoa; Arthropoda; Insecta; Lepidoptera; Nymphalidae
Source: the annotation of a GenBank genome assembly